Racocetra persica is the source of this 380-nucleotide messenger RNA. Lineage: Eukaryota; Fungi; Glomeromycota; Glomeromycetes; Diversisporales; Gigasporaceae. The record is from the annotation of a GenBank genome assembly.
AUUGGGUUUCAUUUUAUCAUCAAAAAUGGGUUAUUGCAUCCCUUAAUAACUGUGUAUCACAAAUUGACAGUAAUAUUUGGAAAUCAUCUCCUGAUAAUACGAAUAUUGUCAAAGCCUCUCAUGCUUUAAGUAAUCGGUGUGGGAAAAGUUUAAAAUUAAUGAGUGCUAUUUUGCAGGGGCGCAAAUUGGAUAAGAAAAAGUUUACAGCAAUUCGUAUUCAUCAACAAUAUAAUGUACUCAAUCAUGGACGAGACAAAGGCAUAAUUAGUCGCAAUGUUUUAUCGAAUAAGCAUAGAGUAACCACUAUUAAUUCUGAUGAUUCAAACGAAAGUAACCAGAAUAAAAGCUUAACUGUUGAUAAACUUGAAUACCAAGAAUGA